This is a messenger RNA of Paramecium pentaurelia, 2464 nucleotides long. Lineage: Eukaryota; Ciliophora; Oligohymenophorea; Peniculida; Parameciidae. The record is from the annotation of a GenBank genome assembly.
AUGAGUGAAGAAUUUAUAAGUCAGGAUGAUAGUAAAUCCUAUAAUUCAGAUUACCCAGUCUUUGACAUAGAUCAGAUGUCAGUAAAUUCUGAUAAUUAAAAAGCUAUUCAAUAUUUGUAGAGUGUUAGAGAUGAAGCAAAAUAAGCUCCAAAAUGCACUUAUUAUUAAGAAGGAGAAGAUUUUUAAUUUAAACAAACAGAUCCAAAAUAUUUAAUAUAGCCUAAGGGUUUUUAACUAAAUGGAAAAUGGACUAUGAAUUCAUUGUGGCAAGAGGAUGUCAUAGAAUAAUACUUCAGUUUUAAAAAGGUUUAAAUUUUCCUUCUAUUUUAGAAUAUUGAAUAAUUUAGAAAAUUAGAAUAAAACUCAUAUUAGUUGUUAAAUUAUAAUUUAGAACAAGAAGAGUAAAUUAUAUCUUGUUUAAAAAUGAAAUGUUAAUUUAAGGAAUUAUCAAAAGAUAUUAUUCCAACUCUUUUCACAUUCUAUGCAUUAGAUUAUGAAAUGGCAUCAAAAAUCAUCAAGUGGUUUAGUUUGACUUAAAAAUUUAAUUAUAAUUAAUGUUUAUGGAUUUAUUGUGCUCUAACCCAAUUAGAGGAUCCAUUAAACAGUGAUACAUUGGCUGAUAUCAAUAAAGUUCUUUAAAAUUGUUAUUUUGCCGAAAAUGGUAUGACAAGUAUUUUGAUAACAAUAAUAUAAAUAAUUUUCAAGUAAAAAUAUGCUGACUGAAUUUACAUCCUUCUUUGAUAAUCUCGAAGUUCUACAUAAAAUCAAACAUAUAUGGUCUAAGUUUUAGCUAUCAGUAUAUGAAGUAAAUAAAAAUGUAAAUAACCUAGAAUGAUUCAAUUAUUUUUGAAUCCGUAUGUCAUAAAAUAAGUAGAAAAAGAAAAUAGCUUAAACCAAUCUCAAUCCAAUUAGGAUAAGAAUAGAUGUAUCUUUUUAAAAAUAAAAAUCCACAUGGAAUGCUUCAGUUAACAGUAGUUAUCAUGAGCACAUAUAAAACUGAUUAUGGAAUGGCAUUAAGAUUGUUAAGAAAUGGAUAAUAUGUUGAUAUAAUUACAUAGGAUAUUAAUAUUCUCAAGUAAUUAUUGCAAUUAAAAUGUUUACAAACUACAUUUCAUGAUGAAUUUAGUGUUUCCAAAUUAAUUGGAAAAGGAAGUUUUGCAAAAGUUUACCUAGCAGCUAAGAAAUCUUCUGGAAUCUAAUAUGCAAUAAAAGCAUUUAAUAAAGAAUUCAUGCUUGAAUAAUUCAAAGGGAUGGAAAGUUUAGAAAAUGAGAUCAAGGUCAUGCGUAGAUUAAAUCAAGAAAAUCUUGUACAUUUACAUGAGGCUUAUGAAACAUAAAAUUCAAUCUAUUUUGUUCUAGAUUUAUUAUAAGGAGGUGAAUUAUUAACAAGAGCUAAAACUAAUCCAUUUUCAAGUGAAUGUUUAUAAUAAUUGAUGUACAAUUUUAUUAAGGCACUUGUACAUAUACAUAGCAAGAAGUGUAUUCAUAGAGAUUUAAAACCAGAAAACUUAUUGUUAAAAACUAAAGAAUCAUCUACUGAUGUUGUAAUUGCUGAUUUUGGAUUAGCAACUUUUCUAAAUGAAUAAAUUAUUUUUAAAAGAUGUGGAACUCCUGGAUUUGUUGCACCUGAAAUCUUAAUAUAUAAAGAAGAUGAUCCUUUUUAUGAUGAUAAAUGUGAUAUAUUUAGUGCUGGUGUUAUAUUCUAUAUAUUACUUACUGGCAAACAACCUUUUUAAGGAUCUGAUUAUAAAGUAAUAUUAAGAUCAAAUAAAAAUUGUGAAAUUAAUUUCAAUUUAAAGCAAAUAUAAUAGGUACAUUAAACAUCCAUAAAUUUAGUCUUCAUAAAAAUUAGAAGAUUUACUAAGAAAAAUGCUUCAGUAAAAUCCUAAAGAUAGACCUAAUGCUGAAACAUGUUUAUAGCAUCCCUAUUUCAAAGAGAUAUUUAAUAAAAAAGAUUUAAUUGAAAUUUAUGAAAAUCUCAUUGAAUAUGAAAUUGAAAAUUAACAUAGAUUUUAAAAAAAAGGUAGUUUUGAUAGUUAAAUUGGUUCAAUGGAAUUAAUUAGUAGAUCUCCUAUUCUUAAUGGUCGCAUUGAUACAAUUGGAUCAUUGUCAAAUGGUUCAGUAUUAGGAUCAUCAAGUCGUUUAGAAAAGCCACAACCGCAACAAUAACAAUAAUAAUCUAAAUUUAGUUAAUUUUGUUAAAAUAUGAAGAAUGUUCAACAAGAUUCCAAUAGUAAUUCUCAAGCCUCUCCUUAGAAUAAAAGAAAAGACUCAUAGGACCUUCAUAAAUUUGCAUUGAAAAAUUCUUAUUAGAAAAAACAAUUAAGCAAAGAUGAUGAUUAUGUAAAUGAAGAAUCAGCCAAUUUAGAAGAUGCCAUUUAAAAAUUAAAUUCUUAAACACCUAAAAUUGGUAUAUUUAAAAAGAGUGCUUCCUGUAAGGUACCAAAAACAAUAUAGGAAUGAU